This is a messenger RNA of Lathyrus oleraceus (garden pea), 753 nucleotides long. Its product is annotated as L10-interacting MYB domain-containing protein. The record is from RefSeq and is a predicted model, not a curated record. Lineage: Eukaryota; Viridiplantae; Streptophyta; Magnoliopsida; Fabales; Fabaceae. The annotation marks the transcript as partial. The transcript has 2 exons.
AUUGCUGCACAGGUAACAAACUCUUUGUUUCUAUGCCAUGAUAAUCUUGUAUGUUCUUCAAAUUUUUGAAUAAUUCAUUUGUUGAGAAAUAGUUUUCAUUGGACUUGAGGCAAUAAAAUAUGUUUAUGUUUUUUAUUCUUGUGAAUGACUAUGUGUGAUUUUAUUUUAGAUUUCCUAAGUUGCUUAUUUUUAUGAUAGAUGGCAACUAAUGUUGACAUUAGUGACUCAAAGCUUUGGCCUGAUUUUGUAACUAAAGCUUUCAUUGACAUUAUGGUUGAUGAAGUUACAAAAGGAAAUAUGCCAAAUGGUGUAUUUCAUAAUAGAACAUGGACCUCAAUGACUACUAAGUUGAGUUCCAUAACUAAUCGAUCAUUUAAAGCCGGACAACUAAAGGCAAAAAUGCAUAGGUUGCGGGCCAUGUAUCGUGAGUUCUAUUCACUCUUGCAAAAUACCGGAUUUGGGUGGAACGCAGAAACAAACACAGUUACUGCAAGUGAAGAGGUCUGGAGAAAUUAUCUUAAGGUACAUGAUAAAGCUUCUCAAUUUCAAAAGAAAGGGUGUGAUCAUUAUAAGUUGUUGGAAAUCAUAUUCAACAAAAAUAAUACAACUGGAUUACUUCAUCAUUCAUCUACUCAAGACCCUCCAAAUACAAAUGAAGAAAAUGAGCUUGACAAUCAAUACCUUAACAAUGGGAGUGCGAGUCAUGUACGUGUUAAUGGUGAUAGUUCAGACGAUGAUCUACAUGAAGUUGAG